AUGAACAGAUCAGUUUUCGCAACCGCUUUCGGCUUGUUUCAGAGGCUCACCGAUCUCUCCAUUACUGCCAGGCAAGAGAUCACCGAUGAAGAUGAGGAAGAGCAGUUCUCCGAUGACGAUUCAGGAGAUGGCAGCGCCGUUGGGGAUAUGUAUUGGGAACAUGAGCUCGACGAAGAGCAAAGCUUCGUAGCUAGGAGUUUCUUCGAACACUGCCAUGUACUCGAAACGCUGUCCCUGGUGCGCGUUGGCGGGACCACGCCGUGGUACCCCGUACGUGGAAACGAUGGAGCCCUCGAGUCGGUUUACUCUCCACAAAUGGACCGCCGGGCGUGGAAUGAUACCUACAUGCUGCGAAGACAGGAACACGAUGACGAGGGCUUCCCUAGGCUCUUCACCUUCCGCCGACAAACCGAGUACGAUGAAAGCUGGGAAAAUCCUAGUUAUGGGGAUCAGAGUCGUGAGGCCACGGAGCACAGGCUUAAGGAGCGAGACAGGUACUAUGCUAUCAAGCAGGAGGCUCUCGGGCUGGGCCUGUGGGAAGGAGACUCUAGAUGGCAUGGUUAA
Messenger RNA from Alternaria ventricosa, 564 nucleotides. RefSeq lists its product as uncharacterized. The coding region runs from base 1 to 564 and encodes 187 amino acids. The record is from RefSeq and is a predicted model, not a curated record. Lineage: Eukaryota; Fungi; Ascomycota; Dothideomycetes; Pleosporales; Pleosporaceae. The transcript has 3 exons.